This is a messenger RNA of Paramormyrops kingsleyae, 3034 nucleotides long. RefSeq names its product thioredoxin reductase 1, cytoplasmic. Gene Ontology annotation, cellular component: cytosol; mitochondrion. The record is from RefSeq and is a predicted model, not a curated record. Lineage: Eukaryota; Metazoa; Chordata; Actinopteri; Osteoglossiformes; Mormyridae. Gene Ontology annotation, molecular function: thioredoxin-disulfide reductase (NADPH) activity; glutathione-disulfide reductase (NADPH) activity; flavin adenine dinucleotide binding. Gene Ontology annotation, biological process: cellular response to oxidative stress; cell redox homeostasis; glutathione metabolic process.
GAUUCUGGAUCAGUCGGCGAUGUGCAUGAAAUGGGGUAGAUAUUAAGGUUGAAUAACCUAUUCAGACAACGGCUUGGUACCUGUAUGGAUAAAAGAAAGGUUGUACCAACGCUUACAGCUGAAAUUUUCCACUUGCAAGCAUAUCAUUUGUGGAUACGAGUACUUUGACGUAAAUCUAACCUUACCUACAUUGAUUAUUUUUCUAUUUUGUAACGGACUUCGUCAAAAGUCCCAAACUGAGUUGUGAAGGAUUUUUAAUAUUGUAAAUUGAAACGAUUUGUGCCAGAACAUGUGCCAAAAAUAGCUGCGGAAUGGGAAAUUCGGUUCGCAAGGGCAUUGCGGUAUUUGUGGACCAGAGCCGAAUCAAAAGCGUGCAGAACUCCGCACUAGGUGCGGAGGGUCCGAAGGCUUCGGCCGGGCGACUUUCGGAAGAAGCUGUGGCUGGACCUCAGCCGCAGCUGAAAGAUGGCAGAGAGGCUGUGGAGGGCUAUCUCUGCAAGGGCGGCGUGGUCAUCUUCACCGCGACAACCUGCUCACGAUAUGCCCAGGUGAGCGAGGCUCUCACACUGGCUGGUACCUCCUACUUCACUGUGCAGCUGGAUCAAAGAGGGGACAAACAGGAAGUCCAGCAUGCCCUGUGGCAGCUCACACAGCAAAGAUCACUGCCCGCAGUGUUUGUGAACAAGAGCUACUUCGGAGAUGCAGAAAAAAUAUUCCAGAUGCACAGGGACGGGACGCUGAUGGGGCUCCUUAGGACAGAGCUGGGAAGUCUCUCUGAAGACGGGUACGACUACGACCUGGUGGUGAUUGGUGGUGGAUCUGGAGGCCUGGCUGCAGCCAAGGAAGCUGCCAGCUUUGCCAAGAAGGUCCUCGUCCUUGACCUCGUGACCCCUUCUCCUAAAGGAACCACAUGGGGACUUGGUGGCACCUGUGUGAACGUGGGCUGCAUUCCCAAAAAGCUAAUGCAUCAAGCUGCCCUGCUGGGCCAGGCGGUGCAGGAUUCCCGCAGGUUUGGCUGGGAGUUCGAACAACAGGUGUCACACUGCUGGAGCUGCAUGACUGCGGCCGUCCAGAAGCGCAUAAAGGCCCUGAACUUCAGCUGCCGCCAAGAGCUGCGGGACGGCAAGGUGGCAUACCUGAACGCGUUCGGGGAGCUGGUGACCCCGCAUGUUGUCAAGGCGACAGACGCACAAGGGAAGGAGACUUGCCACUCAGCCUCCGUGUUUAUUAUCGCCACUGGAGAACGACCUCGAUACCCAGGCGUCCCCGGAGACCGUGAGUUCUGCAUCACCAGUGAUGACCUUUUCUCACUGCACCACUGCCCGGGGCACACACUGGUGGUGGGGGCAUCCUAUGUCGGCUUGGAGUGCGCCGGGUUCCUGGCCGGACUGGGCCUGCAGGUCACUGUCAUGGUGCGCUCCGUGCUGCUGCGGGGCUUCGAGGAGUACAUGGUCCUCCACGGAGUCCAGUUCCUGCGGCCUUUUGUUCCCACCAAGAUCGAGCAGAUCCAAGAUGGCCGUCCGGGGAAGCUAAGAGUGACGGCCGUCUCGAACGAUGGAAAGGAGACAUAUGAAGGAGAGUUCAACACUGUGCUGCUGGCUAUCGGACGGGACGCCUGUACCAGGAACAUCGGCCUCGACCGCAUCGGAGUGAAGUACAAUCAGCAGACCGGCAAGAUCCCGGUGGACGAGGACGAGCGGACCAGCGUGGGUCACGUAUUCGCCAUCGGGGACGUGCAGGAGGGCCGGCUGGAGCUGACGCCGGUGGCCAUUCAGGCGGGCCGGCUGCUGGCACGGAGGCUCUAUGGGGGGCGGAGCACCAAGUGUGACUACGCAAACGUGCCCACCGCGGUCUUCACCCCGUUGGAAUACGGGGCCUGCGGCCUGUCAGAGGGGGCCGCCAACAAGAAGUACGGACAGGACGACGUCGAGGUGUACCAUACCUCCUACUGCCCACUGGAGUGGGCACUGCCCGGCAGAGAGAAGCACAGCUGCUAUGCGAAAGUCAUCUGCCACACGCCUGACAAUGAGCGGGUCGUAGGCAUUCAUGUCCUGGGCCCCAAUGCAGGGGAGAUCAUCCAGGGCUUCGCUGUGGCCCUCAAGUGUGGUCUGACCAAGGGGCAACUAGACGCCACCAUCGGGAUCCACCCAGUGUGUGCUGAGGUGCUAACCGAUCUGACGAUAACCCAGCGCGCUGACGGCACCGCGGCCGUCCGAGGGGGGUGCUGAGGCUAGCCGCCCUGCAGCGAGCUCACGCCGUGAUCCGGCGAAACGACCGCCGGCAAGGUGGGACAGGUCGCCAUGGAAACGGGUGCCGCAGCAGGGGAGAGAACGAGGUGUCGUUUUUGUCCUCGGCAUGAUAUGUGGAGUAAUGGGCAGCAGUCUGGCUCGCGGCCAGCCAAUGACGUCUCAGCCUGCAGCCUGAUUGACAGGUGGGCGGGGACUGAUGCACUGCUACACCAAUGCUACACUGCUUUGUUUUCUGUUUUAGUUUUGUUUUGUCAUUUUGUUUGUAUUCAUUAUGUUAUGGGGAAGAAUGUGUUUCUCAAGCAGAUACUAGUCUUAGCACAGAUCUGGGUACUCAGUCUGACAAUGCAGACCUAAUUUACCUGUUAGAGUUGUCUUAAUAGGCUAUUUGACUCUCCGCACAGAUUUAAUUUCAGAUAUGUUGAAUUUAGUUCGGUUCAGUGCUUGAAUUCAGCUUGAAGGUGAGAUGUCAUUUAAUAGCUGAUCCAGCAAACAGAUUUUCAGCCAUUAUGGAAAAUAACAGCGAAUGUUUUAUUUACACCUCAAUUUGCAUGUUAAAGUAAAUCAAGUCUAGAGAAGUUUUUAAAAGGCAUGACAGCGAUGUACAUAUUCUUCAAAAAUAAAAUGCUCCAAGAUUAGAAAUGAAAAUUCUUUCUAUUUUUGCUGAAAACAAACUAAAGAGGAGAACUGCUUCUAUGGGAUUGAAGGACUCAGAUGUGCUUUGAAAGAUAUGCAAAUGAAUGUUCCCUUUCUUGGCAAGACUGCGGGCUUUAUGCGAAACCCCAGAU